This is a messenger RNA of Alosa sapidissima (American shad), 1839 nucleotides long. RefSeq lists its product as uncharacterized. NCBI's taxonomy places the organism in Eukaryota, Metazoa, Chordata, Actinopteri, Clupeiformes, Clupeidae. The record is from RefSeq and is a predicted model, not a curated record. The transcript is spliced from 7 exons. Bases 979 to 1755 code for a protein of 258 amino acids.
AAUAUAUACAUAUAAUCUUUCUCUCCCUCUAAUAUAUACAUAUAAUCUUUCUCUCCCUCUGCUAUAUACAUAUAAUCUUUCUCUCCCUCUCUCUCACUGGCUUUUGGUUCGUCUGUCCAUCUGUGUUUGAUUUACCAAAUAAAACAUUUUCAAAUAUAAAAUAUUUCUCUUCAUUCCCUUCAUUCCUUUGUCGGCUCUGCAUUCAGAAUGCCAACCCUGCCAUCUAGUGUCACUUUGUUGCAACUACAUCAAUAACACAUCAGCUCCACCCAAAUGUACUGUAACCUGACCCACUUGAACUACUAAGGCAUGCUGUUAAGUGGCUUAGUAGCUCUUUUUUCAGUUGAUGGGUUCAGUACUUUCUGACACCAUCUCAUUAAAUGCCUGGAAACAAAUGUCAAAAGGGUGUGUGAUGUGAUGGCCUGUGGUUUGUAGGGAAGGAUUGUGCCAAAGAAGAGCAGUGAACUCGGACUGAACUGUGUUGAAUUGAAGAGUGUACCACCAUGGAGGCCCAGUCAGCAGAAACUACCGAGCUUCUUAUCUUGUCCUCAGAGAAGAACAUAGCCGCCACGCCUGGUGCUCAGUCCUAUUCAUGACCUUUGUAUGUGUAUUCAUGUGGUUGUGCAUGCAAACCCAUGCAUGUGUACCUGUGUGUGAGAGACAGAGAGAGAGAGAGAGAGAGAUCGACCUUUGAUUAUGUGUGUCUGAUGACUCAACAAUUGGACUCAACAUCAGACUUAGCACAGACAGUGAUAUAUAGAGGUCAGUGUUUGCAAGUGUAUGUACUGAGGAGUAGCAGUUUAUAGUUUUUUUUCAUUGUGUGAUGAAUUGUAAUUCUCUGAUGUGUUGAGGAAUGCCAUUCCAGACUCUGGUAGCAGUGUGUAUGAAGGACCUCUGGCCAAAGCCAUUGUUGUAUGAGGGCACUGGGUGGAGGACCGUGGAAGCUGACCUAGUAGUGACACACACUUGAGGCAUGUUAUGUGUUGCAAAGCUGUGGGGAGCACAUUCUAUCAGCCUGUCAGCAAAGAUGAGGUCAUUAGUCCGCUCGCCAAAGAGAUCUACCGAAGGGCAAAAGUUUUAGAUUCUCAGGAGAUCUGGAACAUCCUGAGGGCUGAGUCUGAAUCAAAGCUUGCUCAGCUGCCAAUGUCUUCACUUCUCAAGUUGCUGGAUGAGCAGCAGAAGUGUAAGCUCAUGGCGGAGGAGAAGGACCGCACCGUGCUGCAGAGGUGUCGGGUCAUGCUCAUGUACAAAGCAUCUCAGUUCCACCACGACCGCACCACUUUGCUGAUCACCAACAACCCACUGCAGACCGCUGAUGACCCUACUGGACCCAGCAGCCCCGCUAGAUACCUACACCCCGACACUGACCAUCCCACUAGAUACCUACACCCCGACACCAUCCCCAUAGCCCAGAGGGAGGCUACAGAUGGGACCAGUUCUUGCAAACAGCCUCCUCUGAAACGUACAGCAACAUCUCAUUCUACAAGACAGGAAAAAGCUAAGACGGGCGGUAUGUCAAGAGGUACUGUCAGUGCCUCCACACACAAGUCUGACGCUGGGACAAACAUGUGUGACCCCCAUUUGGGACAUUUAGAUUUUGGCACAGACCGUAGCAGUGUCAAAAGUAGGACCAGUCUUUCAAAGGAGCCAUUGACUAUCUCAUCUCUAAUGGAAAACACCACAAUAGUGACAGCGCCUGGUCAAGGAGCUUUCCGACAUGGCCAGACCACAUUCUGGAAUGUGGAGAGUAGCUGAGUCUCCACAAUGAGAGAUUGCAACCCUGACCUUUUGUCUGUCAAAAUGUGUUACUAACAUCAAUAAAUAUUUUAUCCUGAUUUA